This is a messenger RNA of Eutrema salsugineum, 1122 nucleotides long. RefSeq names its product putative F-box protein At1g47390. Gene Ontology annotation, molecular function: protein binding. The transcript has a single exon. The record is from RefSeq and is a predicted model, not a curated record. Lineage: Eukaryota; Viridiplantae; Streptophyta; Magnoliopsida; Brassicales; Brassicaceae. The coding region runs from base 1 to 1122 and encodes 373 amino acids.
AUGGCGAACAAGGAGAAGCUUCCAUGGGAUUUGAUUGAAGAGAUACUCACUCGUGUCCCUCCUAAAUCUCUUGUACGGUUCAAAAUCGUAUCUAAACAGUGGAACGCUCUUUUCAUCGACAAGAGGUUUAUCAACAAACACAAGAAGAUGUUUCGAUUCAUCUUAAGAACAAGAUCCAAGAUUUACUCGGUGAGCAUCAAUCCGAAGAUAGAGGUGCGUGAGCUGACGUUAGAUAUUCCCGGUUUAGAUACUCAUCAGAUACCUAAAAAACUGAUCGAUUGCAAUGAGUUCUUGCUAUGUCGCAUGGAUAAAGGAGCCGUAAUUUGGAACCCGUGGCUAAGACAGACCACAUGGAUCAAGUCCGAGGUUAACCAACCUAAUUUAGUGUUCAAUGCCCUAGGUUAUGAUAAUAAUAAUGGUUACAAGACCCUUGCGUCUUAUCGGAAGGAAUUAGAUCCUGCUACUCUUACGUGCUGGAAAACUCAUGAUCUUUCCUCCGAUGCAUGGAGGGACCAAAAGGGUGUGCUGAUAUAUGAUGGUAGUAGAGAACGUAUUACUUUUCAUAUCUCAAGUGGUGUGUCGUUGAAUGGAACUUAUUACCGGGCUGCUUCUUAUGACAAAACCAAGUACUUGUUCUUUCUAGUUAACUUCGAUUUUUCGUGGUAUAAUUUCAACAAAUUUUGUGAUCUACCAUAUAGGGGGAACCAUGAUCGCGAUGCUCUUGUUCUUAAUAUUUUUAGGGGAGAUCGCUUUUCAUUGUUAAAGCAAUCCCAUCUAACAAAGAAGAUUGAGAUUUUGGUGACCAAGAACAAGAUUGAUAAAUGGAGUGGUGGAGAUGUUGAAUGGAUUAAUUUCAUGCAAGUGUCGCUUCCUAACUUGCCAGAUCUAGUACAGAUCGUAUCCUACGACCAGCCAAGUUACUUCAUUGAUGGUAAAAACCUUGUCGUGUGUUCUUAUGACGAAACUGGUCGGGUUUGGAUCUAUGUUUUGGGGGACAAUAAGUUGAUCAGUGGAACCAAAAUAGAUCUUGUGGUUGAUCCUUGGCCUUUGCAUUGUACCUAUUCACCCAGUUUGCUCUCAGUUCCUCGAGGUAAAAGAGUAGAAGCAGAAUCACAAGUUUAA